UAUGAUUUUUUUUAACGAGAAUUAUUUUAUCGCAAUGAUAAAUUACAAUUCCUAAUGGAUAGUUCUUGGCAUUUGUUCUCAUUUUUAGAAAAAUUAUAAAUUUUAAUAAAUAUAUGUUUAUCUUUGGAAUUAGUCUAACUUUCACUUCGUGGCAUUCUAUCUGAACAGUGAAUGUAACAGGUGGUGUUGCAUAUGUGUCAAUUUUGUUUGUUUUCAUAAAAGAAAAAUAAAUAAUGGAAUCAUCAAAAUUGGAACAUAUUCUUAAUACGGAAUAUGGCAAAAAGUACAAUGGUCAUGUUCAAUAUGGAACUGCCGGUUUCAGAACAAAAGCAGAUAUUCUUGGGCAUGUCCUCUAUAGAGUAGGACUUUUAGCAGUGUUAAGAUCUAAGGUCAAAAAAGCUGCAAUUGGUAUAAUGAUUACGGCAAGUCAUAAUGUUGAAUCUGACAAUGGUGUGAAACUUGUAGACCCAGCUGGUGAAAUGUUAGAAGUAUCUUGGGAAUCUAUUGCUACCAAUUUAGCUAAUGUAGAAGAUUCAAAUUUGAUUUCUAAAGUAGAACAAAUUAUAAAAGAACAAAAUAUUGAUAUGUCUACGAAUGCAACUAUAAUAAUUGGUAGGGACACUAGAAAAAGUAGCCCUAUGUUAUUAACUGCUGCUAUUGCAGGAAUUCAGGCUCUAAAUGGAAUUGUAAAAGAUUUUGGUGUAAUUACAACUCCUCAAUUGCAUUAUCUUGUUGCAUGUACAAACUCUAAUGGCAGUUAUGGUGAACCUACAUUACAUGGUUAUUAUGAAAAAUUAUCAAAAUCAUUUAAAUAUAUAAGACAAAAUAAGGUUAAUAAUGGACAGUAUGUAGCAGAAGUAUCAUUAGAUGCAGCUAAUGGUGUUGGUGCUAUUGCUGUAAAAGAGUUUCAGAAAUAUUUAGACUCAACAAUUAUCCACAUAUACAAUGAUGGACAUGGAAAAUUAAAUCACAUGUGUGGAGCUGAUUAUGUUAAAGUAAAACAGGCGCCACCUAUAAAUUUUGAUCUUAAACCGAAUGCUAGAUGUGUAUCUAUAGAUGGUGAUGCAGACAGAAUAAUUUACUUUUAUCUAGAUGAAAAUAGUGAAUUUCAUCUUUUGGAUGGUGAUAGAAUAGCAACACUUGUUGCUGGGUAUUUCAAAGAACUUUUAGAAGAAAGUCGUUUAUUAUUUCAACUUGGUGUAGUACAAACAGCAUACGCUAACGGUGGUUCUACCGAUUACAUUUCGAAUUUACUGCAAAUCCCAAUUGCGUGUGUAUCAACUGGUGUAAAAUAUCUGCACAAAAAAGCAUUAGAAUUUGACAUAGGGAUAUAUUUUGAAGCAAAUGGGCAUGGUACUGUGCUUUUCAAAAAUACUGUCGUUCAAACACUUAAAACUGUUGCUAAAAAUUUGGAAUUAUCUGCAACUGAAAGAGCAGCUGCUUCUAAGUUAGCAAAUAUGAGUGAUAUGAUAAAUCAAACAGUUGGUGAUGCUUUUAGCGACAUGUUACUGGUAGAAACAAUUUUACAUGCAAAAGGUUGGAGUAUAAUAGAUUGGGAAAGAAAUUACAAAGAUUUGCCAAACAAACAAUUGAUAGUAAAAGUUAGAGAUAAAAAUGUUGUAACAACAACCAAUGCAGAAAGACGAUGUGUAACACCUGAAGGAUUGCAAAAUGAAAUUGAUAGAGUAGUGUCACAGUAUAAGAAAGGUCGUGCAUUUGUCAGGCCAUCUGGAACUGAAGAUGUAGUAAGAGUAUAUGCAGAAUGUGAAAAUCUGACUGAUCUUAACAGACUGAUUAUAGAUGUAGCAUUAUUAGUCUACAAUCAUGCUGGUGGAAUAGGUCCUGAACCUCAACUUGCACAAUAACAAGCAUUCCUUCAAUAUUCCUAUUUUGUAUAAGCUACAUUUAUUUUUACAUACAGAGUAUUAAAUAUAAUUUAUACAGACUGUACUAUAAUGAAUACAAGGUGCUAAAAAAAUUCCUGCAAUUUUUCUAUCCAUGUAUACAACUGCCAUAUAAAUGAAUAAAUA
Colletes gigas is the source of this 2030-nucleotide messenger RNA. RefSeq names its product phosphoacetylglucosamine mutase (gene nst). Gene Ontology annotation, molecular function: phosphoacetylglucosamine mutase activity. The record is from RefSeq and is a predicted model, not a curated record. Bases 234 to 1865 code for a protein of 543 amino acids. Lineage: Eukaryota; Metazoa; Arthropoda; Insecta; Hymenoptera; Colletidae. The transcript is spliced from 7 exons. Gene Ontology annotation, biological process: UDP-N-acetylglucosamine biosynthetic process; carbohydrate metabolic process.